Molecule: messenger RNA, 1735 nt
Organism: Lotus japonicus
Lineage: Eukaryota; Viridiplantae; Streptophyta; Magnoliopsida; Fabales; Fabaceae
Product: probable ethanolamine kinase
Exons: 11
Coding region: 217-1353 (378 amino acids)
Biological process (GO): phosphatidylcholine biosynthetic process; phosphatidylethanolamine biosynthetic process
Cellular component (GO): cytoplasm
Molecular function (GO): ethanolamine kinase activity; choline kinase activity
Source: RefSeq, a predicted model, not a curated record
UCAUUUGAUGUUAACAACAGACAGACAGGCCUCCCAAAUCCAAGCCACAGAACACACGCUUCAUUCAAACAAACAAACGCAGAGAGAAUCAAUAAAAUCCUCCCAAUUUACUUUAAUAAUUCUUCAAUUCCCGUAUCUUUCUUUGUCGAAACGAAACCAAAUCACUCUCUUCUUCUUCUUUUUGUUGUUGAUUUGGGGUUAGAUUCGAUUGCAUUAAUGGGCAAAGAGGUUAAGAUCUGGAAUCCCGUCGAAGUCGCAGAGCAAGCUCGCAACGACUAUGCCUCGCAGAUUUAUCCUUCACAUCUCACCAUUGAUCCCUCCCUCUCCCUUCCUCAAAUGAAACCUCUCAUCCUUAAGUUGUGCAAGGACAUGUUCAAGACCUGGUCAAAUUUGGACGAUUCUUGCUUUGAUAUUGACAAAAUCUCUGGAGGCAUAACAAAUUUAUUACUAAAGGUUUCAGUUAAACAAGGAAAUGGUGUUGAUGAAACUAUAACUGUCAGAUUGUAUGGACCGAACACUGAGUACAUUAUUGAUCGGCUUCGGGAAUUGCAGGCCACCAAAUACAUAACAGCUGCAGGAUUUGGUGCUAAGUGGCUCGGAAUAUUUGGAAAUGGCAUGGUGCAAUCUUUUAUUAGUGCACAUACUUUAACUCCAUCAGACAUGCGGGAGCCAAAGCUGGUUGCAAAAAUAGCCAAGCAACUUCAACGAUUUCAUCAUGUGGAAAUUCCAGGUUCUAAGGAACCUCAAUUAUGGAACGAUAUCUGGAAGUUCUUUGAGAAAGCAUCUGUUUUAGGAUUUGAUGAUAGUAAAGAGCAGAAGACUUAUGAAACGAUUUCCUUCAGGGAAGUUCAUGAUGAAAUUGUUGAGCUGAAGGGUUUGUGUGAUCGUCUCAAAUCUCCUGUAAUAUUUGCUCACAAUGACUUGCUUUCUGGAAAUAUAAUGAUCAAUUAUGAAGAAGAUAAACUUUACUUCAUUGAUUAUGAAUAUGCAUCAUACAACUACAGAGGCUAUGAUAUAGGGAACCACUUUGCAGAAUAUGCUGGCUUUGAAUGUGAUUAUGACUUGUACCCAAAUAUGAAUGAACAAUAUCAUUUCUUCAGGCAUUACAUACAACCUGAUCGACCACAUGAGGUGUCUGAGAAAGUCCUAGAAACUUUGUAUGUUGAAGCUAACACUUAUGCACUGGCGUCACACCUUUUCUGGGCUUUGUGGGGGAUAAUUCAGGCAAAGAUGUCCCCAAUCGAGUUCGAUUACCUUGGUUAUUUUUUCCUUCGAUACAACGAGUACAAAAGGAAAAAAGAUAAGUGCUUACUGCUGGCGCGAUCCUACCUUUCAGAAUGCAAGAAUGAGUAGAUGGAUUAUGCAUAAUCAAUCACUCAUGGAUUUUGCACGUCAAGUUUGUAGCAUGAGGCCCUGAUUCAUGUAGUUGUAUGUUUGUGUAAAAUAUCUCUUGUAGACAUUCAUCACAAUAAAGGCAAAUUUAAGCAUUUAGUUUCGGCUCUGGUGUCAUUUUUUAAUGUUGUAAUCCUGAAACUUAGAUUUUCUAAAUUAGUCUAUCAUUCUUUCCUCCUGUAAUGUGACCGUUACAAGUUUUGGUCAGCUAUUAAUAGAGUAUAUGUUUAUUUACCCGCACUUUCACUUAAUAAAAGUGAUAACAGGGUAUGUAUAAGGAGGACCAUGUCAAAAUAGUCCAUGAAAGAAUAUUUGCUUGAUUUAUUGAUUUUAUAUUUCUCUA